This is a messenger RNA of Monomorium pharaonis (pharaoh ant), 7554 nucleotides long. RefSeq lists its product as uncharacterized. NCBI's taxonomy places the organism in Eukaryota, Metazoa, Arthropoda, Insecta, Hymenoptera, Formicidae. The record is from RefSeq and is a predicted model, not a curated record. The transcript has 3 exons. Bases 4059 to 4562 code for a protein of 167 amino acids.
UGGAGGGGCAUUAUUAUUAUUUAUAUGCAUUACUAUCUCUAUUUUAUUAUGUUUUGUCAUUAUUGCACAAAUUUUAUAAAUAUUCCAAGUAUAAUUAGAUAUUUUAUAAUUUUAAGUUUGAAAUCGAUUGAACAACACAAACUGUACAAAUAUAAAUGUUAAUUUAUCAAUUUAAAAUAUUAAUUAUUACCAAAUAUUGUACAAAACAUAAAUAAGGAGAUGUAAUUUUAUCUUAAAAAAAUUUUAUUUUUCGAGAUUAUCAUUCUUGUAGCGAAUGAGCGAUAUGUAUAAAAGACAGAUAAAAAAAAUCAUGUGUAAUUAAAUAUAUAUAAUAAAUAUAUAUAAUUUAGAUAGCACUUAUUAAUAAGUGUUUUCCUAUCAAUCCUUUUUUAUAAAAAAACCUUUCAAGAGGAUUUAAUGUAGCAAGAAGAGCUCUCUGGCGACAUAAAACGAUAUUUGAAAUCAGAACACAUAUGUCGGUAACAUAGAAUUCUAGUGUACAGAAGAUAUACAUAGAUGUACUCUCUCCUCGCAUAAAAAUGUCAAAAACCUCAAUAUUGUAUGUACAGUAUUAUAUUUUUAUAUAUACAUUAUAAAUGUAUAAAAAGAGGAACGCAAAAGAAUUAACAAUGCAUGUAAAAAAUAUACUUUGUUUUUAUACGCAUUAUUAAUUUUUUCACUGUGUAUGUAUGUGUAUGUAUAUACUUGUGUUUUUAUAUGAUAUUUAAUAUUUAUAAUAAAUAAUUGCAAAAAAAUUUCAAAUAAAUGUUCUGCAUAUCGAUUAAAGUAAUUAAUCGUAUAUUUCUAAAUACUGAUUGAAAUUUCGUUUUAUUAAAUCAGAAAAAUUUCAAUGUUUCUAUUCGUGAGACAAAUAAUACUUACAAGUUAUUAAAUGUCAUGCAGCAUCAAAUUUAAAUGUGUAUAAAUUCAUUGUAUCAUUAUUAAUCCAUUUCAUUUUAAAAAAGUUUUAAAUUGUUUUCAUACUCAAUUAAGAUGUUAAACAAAAAAAAAAAAAAAGAUUUUUAUCUCGAGUGCAAAAUGAUGGUCCACGGUGCUACUACAGUUCGCAAGAAAUCCCAACUGAUUUCGAGCAGUCCAUUCUUACAUUCUAUUAGCCAAGACACGUUGCCACAAAUUCCACUGUCACGAACCGAUAUUAAUACUCAGUUCCACGUCGUAUAAUCGCUGAAGAAUUGAAUGUAGGUAGGAUCCCGUCUCUUUAGUAUAUUUACAGUUAAUGUUUAUGCGCAUAUUUUUAUGCGAUUUACCAUCUUGGUCACUUAAUAGGCGUAGAAUGUGUUCCAAUUAAUUCUGAAUUAUAUUUGCGACACACAUCAUCCGCCAUUCCUUUUCAACACUGUCUUAUGUAAUAUCCAAACCUCAUGAAAUCAUCGAUCGCAUUUUAGUACAUGUUAUUAUACGGGAGAUUAAACGCUCCUAGUUUUGGCUCCACUUUAUUCUAGUAGAAUUCUUAGAAUAUCCGGGAAGGUAUGAGAGACAUCAAUUGAGAGUACACAUAUCUUGAAACUUCUUGCCGUGAUAAUGAUUCUUCCUUCCCGUUUCUAUAAAGUUGUUCUUCUACGUUCCUCUUCUAUCCAACGUUAUAUAUAUUAAGUGAUAAUUGAAUGAUUUUUGUUUCCCCUUCUUCUAGAAAGGGCAAUAUAAGCUAUAUAUAUGUCUUCCAAUCAUCAUGAUUUUUCUUCUUCUUGAGGGCUUUUUUACGAGGAUCUUUGCGCUUAUUUUAUUCCCCUUUUUACCCUAUAAAUAUAUAUAUAUAUAUAUAUAUAUAUACAUGUUACAUAUACACAUGUGCUUUAUGAUGCGCAAUUACAACAUAUCAGCACGAAGAUAAGAAAAUCCUAUGGUGCUGAAAUUAAAGACUCGUCCACAAAUAUAUCACCACCUUUUUUCUCUCUCACUCCGUUCAUGAUGAAUUGUGUGAUGUACAACAAAUAUAAUAUUAGAAAAUUCGUUGUACAAAUCGAAUGCCAAUUUCUCCAUCAUAGGGACACAGCUUUCUUCUCUUCUAUCACUUUAAACGACCAUUUGCACACACACUUUGGACUCACUAGAGAAAGGAGUAAGGCGCACAUAUGCUUAUGUAAUCAGUUAUUAAUUAACUACCGACUUCCUGGUGAUAACCGUGCCAAAGAUCUUGGCAGUAGCAUCCACUGGAAUCUGAGGAGCGCGGUAUAGCUGAAAGAAAGAUGAAUGAAAAUUGCCGCCAAUUCUUGACAACGAAUCCGUGUCCCGCGUUCGUGAUGAUGUAUGAACAGGAUCUCGUUGCUCAUGACGAUCCCUGAGUAGCGUCAGACCACCUGAUCGAAGUACAUUCUGACACGUCUUAUAAAGAACACGAUGUACAAACAAGCACUUGCGAGAAAAUUCAGUCAAGUAUACGAAUACACAUUUAAUCGGACGCAUCUUCAUCGACUAUUUUGUAUCGAAAAAUGAAAUAAAAUAAUGUAACAUCAAAACAAUUUAUAUGUAAGUUAUGCAUAAGGGUAAUAAAAUUAUAAUAAAAAUUUUAAGUGAUAGUCGUUUAUGAUGAUGAUACUCUAGCGGAAUUUUGAGCAAAGAAACUCGCAAAAAAAAAUCAAUGUCAAAGACUCACAGUUACCCUCAGUAUUAUUUACCAGUGGUUUACCGUAUGGUAAAAAGUAUUGGUUAUUACAAUUGAAUAAUACUUAAUAUCGCAAUUAUUACAAGUUAUUAUUAUUGCAAGUAUAUAAAAUAAUUUAUAAACUACAUUUAAUGUAAAUGUUAACACUUAUAUGUGGGAAAAGUAUGCAUUAGCUGAAAAAAUUAUUACAGUCGGCAAAGUAGACUUCGGUAGAUCAAGAUGCUAGCAUCCUUAUUGAGGAGAGGAACAUUGCAUGUAUGUACCAUAAGCCCAUACACUAAACUGUUGAUACCAUUGGAAAAUGACCUUACCAUCCUCGUCGGUAAAGAAGAUUUCUUAGGGUAUGAUAAAAUAGUAUGCUAUGGUUAGAAGAGAUCUACAAUUCCAAGAGAAAAGUAAAAAAAAAGCGUCUAAAACUUCCCCGGAUGUAUAUCCUAUUUUCGAUAUUCGUGUCAAAGAGCUUUAAACUCGCCCUUCAUUAAUAUUUUUCUAAUUUAAUUAAUUUUGAUUAAAACUUAUAUUUUUCCACACAAAUUAUGAAUAUGUGAAUUAUAAAUUAGAAAAUAUACUCGCAAAAGAUUUAUUUACGUAUCUCAUUAAUUUAUUUAAAAUCUUUUUUACAAAAAAUUUAUGUAUCUGCGAUUUUUAAUAUUUCAUAUUUCAAUGCUUCUACGUUAAUAUACGGCAUAGCAUGUGUGAGUGGAUUAAUAUUUCUCACUCACUAUUCGAAAACAUUAGAAGGUCGUGUUUGUCAUUACAAGUGCUCGUGCGAAGAGAUUAUAUGUACAUACAUACAAGUGAAUAGUAUGGCAGAGGAUAUACCAGCAGGACAAUUUUAGUUGUCGGUUGACGUCGUAACGGUUCGCAACGGUUAAAGUGGCUCUUGUACUUUUAUUAUAAUCCAGGUAAUACCGGCGUGAAAGUGAAAUCUCAUUGUAAAAAAUAGUAAAUCAUAUUCGAUUUAAUUGGGUGCGCUUUUCAAGAAAAUGAAGAAAUUGUGAUCACUUGUUUUCCAAACGUAACAAUGUCCCUCAAAUAUCCAUUUAUAGAUAGCUAACUGGACUCUAAGAUUACAUUUUUUUCGCCAAUAUACAUUAUCUCCGACAGAAAACGCGAAUGUCCCCCACAAUUUAAACAAAAAAAUCCUAUAAACUUGCAAAGUGCACAAGCUGAGAAUUCCUUGAUUUCAAUAUAAUUACAAACGCGUUUUUUUUCCUCUCUAUUUCAAAUAAUUCAAACGGGACACAUGCAAAAUGCUGAGCAAAAGAAUGUGUAAAACACUGACAAUCAAAGGUCGAUUUAACUGAGAUCUUAUAAAUAUCACAUUCGAUCUAUACACAUUAUGUAUCUCUAAUUCUAAUUAAAUGAUGUUAUCAUGAUAGUUUCAAUCACGAAGAAUUCACUGAAAAAAGAUCGAGGACAACACUAAGCAAAAAUGGCAUUGACGUUAGCACUACCAUUAUUCGGUCUAGACCCAGAGCACUUUUCCACAUUGAGCAUGAAACUUCUUAAUAUUGAUUGUGAACAGAAUUUAAGAAAUUUGUCAGAUUCUGGACGAAUUUCUCCGAGUAGUGGAAGCGAAUCUAGCGGCAUCAGCAGUCUCGCAACAUCCGCCGAAUCGGCUUCAGUUGAAUUAACGCCGUUCUCAUCGAGAGCAGAGACACCCAUUAAAACACCGUGCAAGAGCCAGGAAAAGAGGACUGUACAAUCUGUACGCAUAGUGUACGAAGGCCGCGAUAUACUGAAUUUGGGAGCAAACAUCAGGUCAUCAUUCGACUGGCAAAUGAAAGAUCGAACGUUGUCUCGACAUAACAUUCAAGAUUUUAUAAGUAAUCGCCUGAUAUAUCAUCGAUUACGCGAACAACCAUCUAUCAAGAAUUAUAAUAUACCGAAACUUUGUCACGAAUGCGAAUUUUACGAGCCACCGUCCAUCUUUUGAUAUUGACUUAACCGUAACGAAGCGAUUAACGACAUCGACGUACAACGUCCAACGUCUUGAAUAACUGUGAUAGACCGAAUAAGCGGCAGCCGGAUGGAGACGUAUCGUAAAUCGAGGAACGUAUAAACAUAUAAAUCUAAUAUCUAAAUUAGAAUCUGAAAUGUGAUAUUUGUAAUAUAAAACGUGAAUAUUAAAAUAAUUAAAAUAUUCGCGUAAAUUAAUGAUAAAUUAUUAUUGAUAAAGUUAUCUAGUGACAGAUAUCUAUAAAUUAUUUAAAAGGUAUACGUUGCCUUGCCGGAUACGAGCUGCACAAUAAUCAUUAACUCUCCUAGUAUGAUAUCAUAAGAUGUGGUGAAAUUACAUCAGCUAACAAAUUUUGCAUUGAAAUAAAAAUAAUUGUUAGUCAUUUAAUGCCACUGUGGUGCCUAGACACUAUAUAUAUAGUUUAUAUAAUCUUUUAUAUUAUAUGAUACAAUGCAAAAUUAAUUUUCUCUGCUAAAGUAAAUUUACCUCAUCUUGCAACAUUCCCUUUUUAUUUUCAAUAUAUGAUGUAUAUGUAUGUCUAAUUAUAUUUCGGACGAAUAACUAAUGCGUAAGAAGUCAGUUCUUUACAAAACUAACCCGAAUAUAAAUAAUAUAUUGUGUCAUCAAAAGAUUAAACAAUAUCAAAACUCUUACGCACGAUAUGACGACCUGAAAUAAAUUAAACAUUUAACUAGAAAAACGAUUAUAAAUUUAUAACUCGCAGGCAUAAUGAGUGAAAACUUGCAUGUCGCCCAAAGAUCUAUCUUUAUAUAUUUUUUAUCCAAAUUUAUCAAUUUAAAGAUAUAUCUUAUUAUUCUAUUAUUAUUCUAUUGUCAAGGUUAUCAUUGGUGAUCAUGUAAUGUUUCGUUUUUCAUGUAAUGUUUCGUAAUAUCCAUACCAAAAAACAAACGUCAUUGCGCUUUGUAGGGCAUCAUUGUCGACUGACGUACCGAUAGAUUUAUCGUGUUUCAGGUAGUAGUACGAACGAUCGGCAAUUUUUCAAAACGGCCGAAAAUCUGUCGUUACAUUUUCGCGGUAAAUGUAAUACCUACUCGUAGGAUAUAAAUACGUAUUUCUACGACGGCAUUGCAUAUAUAUACCUUGACCAUUGUUUAAAUGCGUGAUAAACAAUAUUUUAUAUAUCUCAAUGCGUUAUUAAUUAUACAUUUACAUUAAGUAAAAUCAUAUUAUGAAACGUUCGCGAGGAAUAUAUAAAUAAGUAUGUAGCCCUCUCUCUUCUGUGACAUUUUAUACAUUUAGUUUUCAUAAAAAAAAGAGGGGGCAAUUCUUUUCCCAGGUUAACACUCUGUACACAGGCUCUGAUAAUUUUCCCGCAAACUUCUUGUCUUUGAGAUACAUUACCACUGUAAUUAAAACACAUUAAUAUACAACUUUUUUAAAACAAUUAUACAAGUACUUUUUAACGAGAUAUUAAAGUGCAUGUAAGAGUCAUUUAAAAAUUUGUUUUAUAUUGUCAUAUAAAAAUAAUAAUAAUUAACUCAAAAGUAUCGUAAUAGAGAAAAGGUGUUUGGAAAGGGUGCCGAAAAAUGUGUAUACAGUGUUAAAAAUAUCGCCGCGAUGUAACAUAGCGGGCUAGUAGCGAUACUUGAGCCAGACCGAAGAUGAAACGCUCGGCGAAUUAGCGCAUAAAUUCGCGCGAAAGGCAUUAGUGCCGUUUCACAAGGCCGCAUAAGGGGGUUGAUCGCUCGGACCCUCGUGCUUCUGCAUUGUUUCAGCUCGAGCGUAACACCCGGCGUGGCGCUGUGUAGUUCGAUCCACAAUCCCGCCCGAACACUCACACUCCUUAACGAGAAAGACCACACUCGCGAGACUUGCGACCGUACAACACGCGGUAUUUCUCCGAUCAUUACGCGCAUCCAGAAAAAGAUGGACAAAUUAUUAAAAAGAGAAACAGAAAUAUAUUGUAAGAAAAUAAUAUAAAAAUACCAAUCUCUCGCUAUAACAGCGUACUUUCCAAGUUUUUCUGCGAUGCACGGCAUUACUUUAGACGAGUGUUAUAUCCCCAUUGCUUGUUAUAACAAUUACAAACGCUAAUACAUGUCAAAUUGCUUCUCUCGUUCAUUGAUCGAAAUUAAGAAUGAUGUUUCCCGUCCGCCGAUUUUUCCACCGUUAGGCCUCGAUAUUUACUAAAUCCGCCACUGGUAUGUGCGUUUAUAUCGCUUGCAUGUAUUCCGCGCGGGGGUAUGCGAGAACCUUUCAGCGGCUACACGCGUGCGUGUACGUACAUCGGUGCACGCGCGCGCGCGUAAAAGCGCCCCGUCCGUGCGUGCACGCGCGGAUGCGUGGGUGCGUGCAACGCGCGAGAGAUGCGCAGGACGACUAUUCAGAUAUUGUUGUUAUUGUUGAGGGAACAAUCGCCCGUCAAUAGGCCGCCUCGGCACAAUGUAUCUAUUCAGGUGCGGUCAGCGGUGCUCAAUCGAUCAGGGAUCCACCCUUUGCGAGUGUCGAAAAAGCACCGCGGAGACCAAUGAGGGAUCGUCGUCAGUCAGUUUCGCGACGCACAUCACGGAAUGUCCCACUCUUUUAACUAGAACCUAAGCAUGAAGAAAGUAGGUGUGUUUAUUUUCUUCAUACUUCAGGAGAGCGAUUCCGUGACUAGCUUGUGCGUUUCUACUUAUAGAACAUGAUACAAAAUAGGUUUGAUCUUUACAUUUAUAAGUGAAAUAAAUUUGUCAAAUUAGUUUAAACUUUUAAUAUUGAGAAGUGAUUUAUUUAUUGACUCUGCGAGAGAUAUAUUAAUCAACAUUCUAGUUAUAGUAAAGUGCAUAUGUCAGUGUACACGUAUGUUUUUUAUAAUAAUCAUUCUUACAUUUUUUUACCGUAGAAACUAAUGUUUUACUUUUGAAUGAUUUAAUGGUUACUGUAUCAGAAUAGGUAGGGUCAAUAGGCGAAUCGAGAGUGUGCAUGUAACGUGUGAUUGUGGCGAGAUCAUUAUAAAAAUUUAGAA